CGGCGGCCCGUGAGGGUCAGUACGAGGCCGGCGACUCCGCCGGGUGAAUUGCUGGCAGGUGGUGCCGAGGUCUACGUGCCUGAGCUCAGCCCGCGGGGCGGCGUGACCCCUGCGGCGCCGGGACCCGGCCCGCGUCCUGCUCCCGGGUGCGGACGGCGUGGCCCUUUCUUCCCUCGGAGCGGACGGAGAGGAGCCCGCGGGAUGGCGGCGCCGUCCAUGAAGGAGAGGCAGGCGUGCUGGGGCGCCCGGGACGAGUACUGGAAGUGCCUGGACGAGCACGAGGACGCCGGCCCGUGCCAGACGCUGCGACGCUCCUUCGAAGCCAGCUGCCCCCAGCAGUGGAUAAAAUAUUUUGACAAAAGAAGAGACUACUUAAAAUUUAAAGAAAAAUUUGAAGCCGGACAGUUCCAGCCUUCAAACACCACAGCCAAGUCGUAGGCUGUUCCCGGCCUCCCCGAAAGGCGGACUCUUCUUUCCGGACAUUUCCACGUGCUCCAUGGACUAGGGCAGCUCAAGUCAUGGUAAACAUCAGCACUUCUGCACAUGUGACUUUUAAUAAUGAAAAUGAUCAGACAGCGGAGAACUGAAAUAGUGGUAUGAGACAUGCUCAGUUUUAAUUUAGUAAGAAAUCUAUUUUAAGAAUUAAAGCCUGUUAUGAAAAUA
This is a messenger RNA of Eptesicus fuscus (big brown bat), 663 nucleotides long. RefSeq names its product cytochrome c oxidase assembly factor 6 homolog. The transcript has 3 exons. Gene Ontology annotation, biological process: respiratory chain complex IV assembly. Lineage: Eukaryota; Metazoa; Chordata; Mammalia; Chiroptera; Vespertilionidae. The record is from RefSeq and is a predicted model, not a curated record. Gene Ontology annotation, cellular component: mitochondrion; respiratory chain complex IV. Bases 202 to 438 code for a protein of 78 amino acids.